Molecule: messenger RNA, 1484 nt
Organism: Vavraia culicis subsp. floridensis
Lineage: Eukaryota; Fungi; Microsporidia; Pleistophoridae
Product: V-type proton ATPase subunit B
Exons: 1
Biological process (GO): proton transmembrane transport; ATP metabolic process
Cellular component (GO): proton-transporting V-type ATPase, V1 domain
Molecular function (GO): ATP binding; proton-transporting ATPase activity, rotational mechanism
Source: RefSeq, a predicted model, not a curated record
UAUGUCACGAUCUGUAAUAGAACCGCAAUGCAGUUACAAAAAAGUAGUUGGUGUCAAUGGUCCAUUGAUAAUCCUUGACGGUGUAAAAAAUUUGCAGUAUGCUGAAAUGGUCAGUCUAACAUUGGGAGAUGGGUCGCACAAAAACGGUCAGGUGCUGGAAGUAACGGGAAACAAGGCAGUAGUACAAGUAUUCGAGAGCACAUCUGGUGUGGAUGUAAAAAGAACGAUGGUUUCUUUUACGGGAGAUACUUUUAAGAUAAGUUUGAGUGAUGACAUCCUAGGUAGGGUGUUCAACGGAAGCGGCAAAGUGAUCGACGGCGGUCCAAAGAUUAUUGCCGACGAAUACCUAGACAUACAGGGUCAGCCGAUCAAUCCCCAACUGAGAAUAUAUCCUGAAGAGAUGGUUCAGACGGGUAUAUCGGCGAUUGAUGUGAUGAAUUCGAUUGCGCGUGGUCAGAAAAUUCCUAUUUUUAGCGGAUCGGGUCUUCCACACAACGACGUGGCGGCGCAGAUAUGUCGACAGGCAGGCUUGGUUAAAAAGAAAACGGUGGUUGACUCUUCGGAUGAGAAUUUUGCGAUUGUUUUUGCUGCAAUGGGGGUUAACAUGGAGACAGCUAGAUUUUUCAAGAGUUCGUUCGAGCUUAGCGGGGCACUCGAGCGAACUGCCUUAUUUUUGAACCUUGCCAAUGAUCCAACCAUAGAACGAAUUAUCACGCCUAAAUUGGCACUUACAGCCGCUGAGUAUCUUGCAUAUGAGACAGAAAAGCAUGUAUUGGUUAUUUUGACAGAUAUGAGCUCGUAUGCUGAUGCACUGAGAGAGGUUAGUGCUGCUCGUGAGGAAGUUCCAGGACGAAGGGGAUACCCCGGCUGCAUGUACACGGAUUUAAGUAUGCUGUACGAGCGUGCUGGACGUAUAGAUGGUAAAAAUGGCUCGAUAACGCAAAUUCCUAUUCUUACGAUGCCAAACGAUGAUAUUACGCAUCCUAUUCCCGAUCUGACCGGUUAUAUAACAGAGGGACAAAUUUAUAUUGAUAGACAAAUGCAUAACCGGCAGAUAUAUCCACCGAUAAAUGUACUGCCCAGCCUUUCGCGAUUGAUGAAAAAUGCAAUAGGUGAAGGCAUGACACGAAAUGAUCAUGGUGAUGUUUCCAAUCAAUUGUAUGCCAAGUAUGCCAUUGGUAAGGAUGCACAGGCGAUGAAGGCGGUUGUCGGCGAAGAAUCAUUAAGUGUGGAGGACAAACUAUCUAUCGAGUUUUUGGAGCGUUUUGAGAAGGAAUUUAUAGGACAAAGACAUGAUGAGUGCAGAACGAUUGGCGAAAGCCUGGAUAUAGCAUGGGAACUGCUGAAGAUCUUUCCCAGAGACAUGCUAAACCGCAUACCGGAAAAUAUUUUGAACCAAUAUCACUCUGUAGAGGAGAAAACGGCCGAUAAAGAUGUUAGUUUGGAGGAAUCUUAGGUUGAUCUGCCACAAUAAAGUUUUUUCG